CUGACUGGGACAGCAGGCAGAGAUACAAUCAUCUGCUUCUAACACGCCAGGAGCGCAACAUAUACACGUGUUAUAGCUGCUAUACGAUCCUUUACCAGCCAGUGAACUCUUUCCCGACGCCGAACGUUAAAUGCCGUGGCUGGUCUAAGGGGAAUGAGGACUAAUACCAAAAGCAACAACACUGGCUUCUUGUCUAAACAACUAGCUAGCUAUGUAGCUGCAGAGCUAGCUAGCUAGCUAGCUAGCUAUAUCUGCAACAUAGCCGUUUUCGUAGGUUACUAGUUAGCUAUCUAGCUAUAGCCACUCCAGAAAGCUUUGGUUAAAACAUUGCGGGUUUGCUUUCAUUUAUUAUUCCUGCACCAAGCAACAAGCUUACACAAGCAAAGCGCCGGUCUCCAGUUACACCCUGACCCGAAAAUGGCCACGGAUCCACUUGUCUGGUUUCUUGCAGAGCCCUGAUGAUAAACAAGACCUUAUCAGUUCAGCACUUCAUUGAACACUUAUUCUGCUUAAUCCUGUUAAUGUAGUGUAAAGUAGUUCAGUAUGCAGAUUCUUAUAUGUGUAUUUCAUCUUCAAGCCCUUUCUGAAACAGCCACGUUAUUUUUCAAAUGGGGAAGACUGUCAUCACUUUUUUUGGUCCAUAAAUAGUCCUGUGUAAAGCUUUACCCCAUGAACAGAGCGUGCCUUCUCCUGACUUCAUCAGUUUGUGACAGUCACUUGAUCCUUGAUCAGAAGGUUUUAGUGAUUUGUCUGCAAAUCAGCUGCUCAUUGAGUCAGUUAUGAACGGCUCCUUAUUAACCCCACCCAGCCCACGGGCUGCAGCAAACUCAUCCCCUCUUCCUCCAUCCCCAUCUCCCUCGCCAUCUCCUCCAUCUCCUUCAUUGCUGCCCCUUUCUGUACGUCCCCCACCGUUACCCCCUCCGGCUUCUGGCCAGCCUUUGUCUUCGCUGUCUGAUACACCGACUCCCUCACCUUCUCCCUGCCUUAGCUGGACCGAGUUCUGUGAGCUUCAUGCCCGGGUAGCUGCUGGCGAUUUUGCCCGUCACUUCAGGGCCUUCCUCCUGGAGAAUCCACAUUAUUCGCCCGAUUCUGCUGCUGCUUUCUGCCGUCGCUUCACUGACCGAUUUGUUUGUCAUUUUGAGAGCGAACUUGAGGGAAGCAGUGCAGUCAGGGAGGGUACAGGGAUUUGGGUCACUCAGUCUGAUGGCACGUCGCUGGAGGAAGAGGCAACGUCUCCACCACUUUUGCCACCUGAUGCUCCUGCAAUCUGCCUGCCGAUACACCUAAGGGCUCCGCCCAAGCCACUUUCGGCUCGGCAGGGUUUGGACACUCGAGGAGCAGAUAGAUUUCAGAAUCCCACUGCUUACCAGGACUCAUAUGCUCAUGCGCAAAUUCUGCCACCUUCUUCUUUGUCUUGUUCAUCUUCAAUGCAUGGGAACAAUGGUCGAAGGGAAGACAGGGCAUUGACGGUUAAGAAGUAUCCUGGCCACUUGCCUGGCAAUGCAGACCUGGAGGAAGAGGAGGACAGUUGGGUGGGACCUGUGACAGGGGAAGAGGCAGAGUCAGACGAGUUAGUGGGGAAGGACUGCGAGGGAGAGGGUGGUAUUCUCACGGACAGACCUGAUGGCAGCCUGACACCAAUAAGCCCUACUUCUGGGGGACCACUAAACUCCGGGUCAAAGGGCAGCAUCCCUGGUGCAGGUGGUCACUCCAAAAACAAGCUAAAGAAACGUUUUUCUCUGCGAAACGUGGGCCGCAGUGUGCGGGGCAGUGUGAGAGGUAUCCUGCACUGGCGAAGCUCCUCUAGUGACUCGCCUCAAAGCUGUGGCUCGGCUAAUGCCACGCCACUGCCCUCCAGCUACAGCUACACUAUGGGCCUGCAGGAUGCCAAGAGGAACGCUCAAGGUGCCCCAUCCUCGCUUCCCGUCUCACUUUCUCUCCCCCUCUCACUCCCGCACUCAUCCUCCUCCUCCCUGCCACCAUCGUCAUCCAGCAGCGCCACCUCCCUCUCUCUCUCUGAAGCUCGUGAUCGGAGGAGGAGUAACGGAGAAGGUGAGAAAGAAAAGUGGACCCACCGGCUAGAGAAGCUGCGUCUGUCCCGCUCUCCACCACCAACCCUACAAGCACCUGUGGGGCCUACAUCUGCCUUGUUGCCCUCUUCCCUACCUUCUAGGAAGACAGGCAGACUUGUACGAGAGGGAGGAGUGAAUGUCUGCUCCUCCGCAGAUGAAUUUUCUGGCUCUCACGGCUUUCCAGGCUUCUCGUUCGGGUUGCUCUACCAUGGCAUGGACAGUAAUAAUGCCGUCUCUGGCUCCACUUCGGAGCAAGCUGGUGGAAUGCCUCCUCCAGUAACAGGAGGGGCAAUAGCUGGACGAGGCACUCGCUGGCAUAAGUGUCGACUGGUUUUGAAGGAGCGAGACAAGGAAGGAGGCGAGAGAGGAGAGGAGUACUUCCUAGAGUUUUACAUACCGCCCAAGGCUUCCAAGCCCAGACUGACUAUCCCAUGCUGCUGCAUUUUAGACAUCAGGAGCACAACAGCUCUUGAAGUACCGGACAAAGAAAACACUUUUCUUCUGCAGUUGGAAGGACAGGUUCAGUAUGUCAUUGAGACCAGAGAUGCUGUUCAGAUGAGAGCCUGGCUAAGUGACAUUAGAAACAGCAUCUGUCUGAGUGAGCAAGAGGACAUCGAGGGAGUGUGUGGUGGAGCCCAGACGGACCUCAGUAGCACACCGGAAUUCAGUGAUCGUCUGUCUCAAGUGUGUUACGGUGGAGUGGGGGGUUCUCCACUGCUGGACGCUCUUCCUCCUGAGUUGCCACCCCGCGCCCCUCUAGAUGAACCCGAUGGUCGGCUGCUUGGAGGAGGCGGAGCUAGUCUUGGCAUGUCAUUUCCAGAGACGCCUGAAGCCACAGGCUCCUUCCUGAUCUCUGAGGGCUCAACUGCAGAGCCUGUAGAGCACCCAUUAAGUGAGUGUCAGUGGUUCCACGGCACGUUGUCACGACUGAAGGCGGCCCAGCUGGUGUUGGCAGGCGGCAUGGCAAGUCAUGGCGUCUUCCUUGUGCGCCAGAGUGAGACGCGGCGCGGGGAGUAUGUCCUCACCUUCAACUUCCAAGGCAAAGCGAAGCACCUUCGCCUUUCUCUGAACGAGGAUGGCCAGUGUCGUGUGCAGCAUCUCUGGUUCCAGUCUAUCUUUGACAUGCUGGAGCACUUCCGAGUGCAUCCUAUCCCCCUGGAGUCAGGGGGCGCCUCCGAUGUCACACUCAUCAGCUUUGUGGGCGCCACAGCUGCGCGGCAACCAGACAUGAUCAGCAGACCCCGUAGCCCCCCUCAGCCUCCGCCUCCCCCUCUCCCACCAGGGCGCCCUCCACCACCCACACCACCACAGGAGCGUGUAACCGACGUGGAGGCCGUAGGAGGAGGAGCGGCCAGCGGGCCAGAGGAAUGUGAGGAGCGUGAAAGGGACGCGCCUUUAAGACAGUUGGAAGGAGCAGAGGCCGAGGAGAGAGAGGGAGGCCGGGCCCGAGCCAUUGACAACCAGUACUCCUUCUUCUGAGGAGCAGAAGAGGAGAGCCAGUCACAAUCAGUAUUUUUCACUUCAUAGGAAGAACUCAAGGGUAUGGGGGGGGAAGCAUUACUAACACUAUUAAAAAAGGCUUUCAAAGGAUGAGAGAGAUAUGGAGGGAGAUACAUACACACACACACACACACUGUUCAUUGAAACUACAACAUAGAAACACUAAGUAACAGUACACUAAGUGGAGAUUAGCUGAGGAAACGUUUGUUAAUGUUACACUACAUUUAUUUUUCCAUUGUAUUUCAGUAUUAAAGGUGUUUCUCAUUGUUCUGUUAUAUAGGACGGUACGGUCCUUCAGCUUCGUGCAAUCACACUGGAUGGUACUCGACCACCACGUGGUGCUAUCAUUUAUACACAGAUUUUUCAGAUAACAUACCCAGCAGCACUCUAUUAUGCAAUUUUUUUUCGGUACAUUUGCUUUGUUUUGUCAUUUUGUAUUUGUUGUUUUAUCCUUAGAGCAACUGUCACUGACGAAUCGUGAUUUUUGCAGUUUAUUUCAGUGCUAGACCUCACACAGGACUGCUGCUUGCCAAAAUAACCCAAACUCAUCAGUGAGGCAGACCAGAUAUAAAACAUCUCCAUUGACAUCAUUACCUCAGUGCCCUCGGGCUGUAAGUACGACUGCUGAUCUGAGAUCUCAGAAUCCUUAAUAAUUAAAUGAAUUUAAAUUGGCUGAUCCCAGAUCAACAGUCCUACAGUGAGAUGCUUGAGGUGUACGAGGCCUGAUGUUUCAUCCACAGCUUUGCUGGAGGCUGCUCAAGAUUAUUUUUCAACCAAAUCACAGUGUCCCAUCUGUGGUAUGCUGACAUUCUUACCACCUUGAUAGCUGUGUUUGAGUUACUUCAUUGGAUCUGUUUGGGGAAUAAGACAGAAGACAAAUGAAUUUGGUCACAAUCAGAUUUAACUGGAAACUAAAGUUGUGUGUACAUGCCGAUUUCUAUUGUGAAAAUGGGUUGUUUUAUAUAAUUGUUAGAUCAUCAGCUGAUCAAAGGCAAAGCACACACAUGAAAGGUGAUUUGGUUCAAAAAUCCUGAACCUCUCUUUACUGUCAGGAGACAAUCUCUCUCUCUUUCAAUAUUUCACAAUUUUUUUUCUAUAUCCAGUAGCUGCAUUUUAUUCAUCUACAAUAUCUGUCUUUAUGAUGUCCCCCUCAGUCUUCUCUCUUCUCAGUCUCAGCAUUCUUACACACACACACACACACACACAAAUGCACACACACACACAUCUGCACACUGUUUUACUUUUAAUCAUUUCAAAGGUUGAGUCAAGAGAAGGAAGAAUGUCAUUCAUGUACAUGAGAAUUUAUUUCUUAUUGAAUAUAAGAAUAAGGAAGACCUUGAUAAUUGAUAGUAAUAAUUGUCUAAAUAAUAGUAUUUUAGUAUUAAUUUUAUUUUUUAUGUUGUUUUAAAAAUGCCUUUGUUGUAUGUCGUUUACUUUAUGUAUGCAUAAUAUUGUUCUCCAUACUGAGUUUCAAGUUUUUGUGCCUUUUUUUUUUUUUGUAUAGCUUGUGAUCUCCCCCAGCCUGUCCCACACUAGUUUCUCUUUUAUCUCGUUACAGUUUCUUCUUAUUUCCAAAAGGUUUUUUUUUUGUUCUUUUCUUUUUGUUCUUUUCUUUCUUUUUGUUCUUUUCUUUCUUUCUUUCUUUCUUUCUUUCUUUCUUUUCUUUUCUUUUCUUUUCUUUUCUAUUCUUUUCUUGUAAACACCAGGACAAAUGGCACUUAAAUCCUGUGCCUUCCCAUGUUGUUUUGUCAUCAUUUAUUCUGUUGUUGUCAUCUUUGGUUUUGUCUCCUAGUCCUUUCCACCUUCCUCCUUUAUCGAUAUCCUUAACAACCACAUCCCUUCUUGUCUUUUUGUAGUUUUUUUUUUUUUUUUUUUUUUUUAAUACCAAUGGAUCACCCUUAAACUAAUUUUAUUUUUUAGUUUUAUUCUCUUCCCCUUCUCUUGACUUUUGAACUACUAUUUGUGCCUUCUCUCUCUCUCACCCUCUCCCUUUCUCUCUCUCUCUCUUUGUCUUUCUUUUUCUCUGUGCUGGGACCGUGUGUUGAGGUGGACUGUGUUGCCCACCAUGUGUAAUUAGUUUCAGGUACUACAUUGAAUUUAAUAAUAAUAAUAAUAAUAAUAAUAAUAAUAAUGGUACAUGACAAUGGUGAUAUAAAUAUACUGAAACAUGUUUUGGAGUCUCGUGUUUGUGUUAACCUGCGAUAAAGUUCAUGUGAAGAAGGUCUUACCAAGUAUAUUGAUGUGUGUUAUGUCUUUAGUCUGACUAGAGGUUAAACAAUGUGAUUAUUUCAUAAAAAGACAUCAGGAUACCAUGAGAAUUAUUUGAAAGACUGAAUUUUUAUUUACAAGGAGAGUAUUUGACAGUGUGACAUUUCAUAGCUGAAUCACAGAAUGUCAUUGUUGCACUAUUUAUAUCAGCUUGUUUUCUUAGUAAACCUGAUUCAAAUCAUAUGCUCAUAAACAAGCCUUUUAUCAGA
This is a messenger RNA of Silurus meridionalis, 6049 nucleotides long. It is a transcript of the gene sh2b1, whose product is annotated as SH2B adaptor protein 1. The transcript is spliced from 10 exons. Gene Ontology annotation, biological process: intracellular signal transduction. NCBI's taxonomy places the organism in Eukaryota, Metazoa, Chordata, Actinopteri, Siluriformes, Siluridae. Gene Ontology annotation, molecular function: transmembrane receptor protein tyrosine kinase adaptor activity. Bases 780 to 3551 code for a protein of 923 amino acids. Gene Ontology annotation, cellular component: plasma membrane. The record is from RefSeq and is a predicted model, not a curated record.